AUGGCCAGUCUGAACGUGUCCCUCUCCUUCUUCUUCGCCACCUUCGUCCUCUGCCAGGCGGCCAGGAGGGCGUGCAAGGCCCUGCUCCCGGCGGGCGCCUACGCCAGCUUCGCCCGGGAGGCGGUGGGCGCGGCCCAGCUGGGGGCCUGCUGUCUGGAGAUGCGGAUGUUGGCGGAGCUCGGCCCCUGGGCGGGGGGCUUCGGCCCCGACCUGCUGCUCACCCUGCUCACCCUGCUCUUCCUGGUUCACGGGGCGACCUGCGACGGCGCUGCGGCCAACCCCACCGUGUCCCUGCAGGACUUCCUCCUGGCCGAGGCCUCCGUGCCCCGCACGCUGCUGAAGCUGGCGGCCCAGGGGCUCGGUGUGCGGGCGGCCUGUGCCCUGACCCGGCUGUACUGGGCCUGGGAGCUCUGUGACCUGCACGUCCUCCAGAACCUCCUGGACCCGCACUGCAGCUCCCCCCUGCGCACGCCCGUGUCCCACGGCGCGCUCGUGGAAGGCGCCGGCGCCUUCCUCUUGCACCUGACCCUCCUCCGCCUCCGGAACAGCCUGCCCGCCUACCGGGUGCCGGCCGUGGCCCUGCUGGCCACCGUCAUGACCCACACAGCUGGGCCCUUCACGUCCGCCUUCUUCAACCCGGCCCUGGCCACCUGGGCCACGUUCCACUGCUCGGGCCACACCCUGCUGGAGUACAUGCAGGUGUACUGGCUGGGUCCUCUGACAGGGAUGGUCCUGGCCGUCCUGCUGUAUCAUGGCCGCCUUCCUCGCCUGUUCCAGAGGAACCUGUUGUACAGCCAGAAGAACAAGUACCGAACUCCUAGAGGGAAGCCGGCCCCGGGGCCUAGAGACACCCAGACGCCUGCAGAGGGGUGCAGAAGCCGGGAGCCUGGGCGGGGUGGGGCGGGGCAGCCGCUGCCGGGCCCCCGCUGA
Molecule: messenger RNA, 930 nt
Organism: Puma concolor (puma)
Lineage: Eukaryota; Metazoa; Chordata; Mammalia; Carnivora; Felidae
Product: putative aquaporin-12B
Biological process (GO): transmembrane transport
Cellular component (GO): cytoplasm; membrane
Molecular function (GO): channel activity
Source: RefSeq, a predicted model, not a curated record